AGAAACUAAAAAGGAAGAAGGAGAAAAAAAGUCGGGAACGCUUUGAAUCAGAAUGCAACGCCCACGAUCGCGAAGCAGAAAUGAAUUGACGCAUGCUUUUUCGCGUGUUGCUCGAUCAAGAAUAUUUCUAUCCACGCUUAGUAACCAGUUAUUCGGAGCGGCCUUCGCGAAAACCAAGGUGCCAUUCGUGAAAGAGAACGCGAUAGGAACGGGCAAGGAUAUCGAGAUUAAUUCUACAAGAUUCGAUGUCGAGGUAGACCUGUUCGUUAUUUCAUUCGAUCUCAACAUGGAUGUCUUGUAGAUCAUUGAGAUUUUUGGACGUGACCCAUAUACAAGUUAAGUUGAUUAAGACUUAUGGAUUUGUGGAAUCCUGAAAGCAUUUAUGUCGUGAAACUAUGGAGAAAGAAAGCACUUGUUAUGCGAUCAAUAUCCAAAUUGUUAUAAAUUGAACUUUCGCAGCGUACUACGUUUACUAUUUACAGAAAUUCCGGAUAUUCGCAACUAUUCAAAGUUACCUACAAAGAAUCUCAUUUUAUACUAUUUUCCAGUGAUUGUUUCUGUAGUUAAACAUUCACUUGUAUAUCACUCAUUCACUUAAAUUGAUUUCGACCAAUGCGUUUUCGACAUUUUCAACUUACGGGUUUUUGUCGUUGUCGUAAAAAAAAAUUCGGAAUUUUAAGUGAACAGGCGAGUCAUUUCACGACGUUUUUCUUUUUUUGUAUCUAACAUUAUCUAAGAAAAUUUAUGCGGUCGAAAGUUCCAAAGAUAAAGUGGAAGGGUUUCAAUAUCUACCUAGGUUGGAGUGGCUAUUCAAGAAAUGAUAAAUGGGAUGGUUGGAGAUUCGAAUCGAGGUCCAAUAAUUUUCCAGAUUCCUCUUUAUCUCAUGCCAGAUCUUCCGAUAAGGAAUACGAAGAUAAAGUGGAGAUUAUCGCGAGUAGCAUGAGGUAGUCGUGGCGAAUGUUACGAGAGGUUUGGUCGCCACGUGGUGAAGCAACUUGUCGAUAGAGUAACUCCAGUUGGGUCAGAAGGGUCGUUGGUUUGGGAGGACGUGACGUCGUAAAGGUCUCAUUUGGGCGCUUAUCGGGUUACGGAGGUUAAGUCCUCGGUUCUUCUGCGAACGGUCACAUAAAAGUCGGGAUAUUGUUUCUGGAAUUUCUCCUUCUUCGUGCCUCUAGAGGACGUUGUUAAUAAAUUGCCGCCUACAAUCCUAAUUGCCGUUAAUUUCACAAGCGUAGUAAAAAAAGAUUUUAUCGAUGUUACAAACGAGCAAUCACAAAGAGUAAUUUGACGAAUCAGUAAGAUAAAAAAUUUGAAAUACCAUUUGAACGUUUACCGAGACUCUAGAGAUUCUCACAAAUCCGCAGGAAGUUACAUAAACGUUGGUUGUUAGCUGGUAUUACUUGGUAUGGACGUACAUAUUGAAAAUAAUAUUCCAUGAUAAUUCAGUUUACUGUGCUAUUUUGGCAUUGAUACGUAAUUUCUCGUCUUAUCAAACGGUAUAAAGUACCGCUGGCUUUCAUGUCGUUCGAACAGCCAUCGAAUUAUCUGCGCAGGAUUUAUUGCUUUAUUCAGCGCGCAGAACGCGAGAUCCGCCUACAAGAAAUCACCUUAUCGGUCGGUGCCACCCACGGAUCAGCUUUUCUUCGUUCGCAUCGUUUUACGCCUCGUCACGAACAGUAAAGGAUCUUUCGGACGCAGAAAAAGAUGAGAAAAAGAUGGUAUUGGACCCCAAGGUCACGAGUCUGCACAGUGAUUACGGAAGCUUCGAUCGACCAUUGGGCGCCGGAGAGGGCCACGAGAGGGACGUCGAGGCGACGGUUGAUGGAAGUAGCAACGGAAUGGCACAGUCGAGCGACGUUUAUCAACGGCAGCCAUUAUUACCUGGUGCACCAACCAAGGGCAAGGAUAAGUGGUCCGGCGUGGCAUCUGGCUCCGACUAUUACGUGGAUGACGAGGACGAGAAGAUCGACAGUCUUAGCCGGCAUCCUGGCAUACCAAAUGGCUCUGGAAAUGGUGUCGUUAAGCUCGACAUACCCGCGCCUCUUCGGGAAGAGCCCCGUUUUCCUAAAGAGAAAUGGAAAACGUUUCUUGCAUUUCUGUUCAUGGUCGUGAACUUCAUAUUGACUACUGCGUCUCUUGCAAUGGUGCACGAACGAGUCCCUGAUAGAAAUACAUACGGGCCGCUCCCGGAUGUAGUGUUGGACAAUGUCGCCGCUCAGGAUUGGGCUCUUAACGUGUCGGAAGUUUUAAUUAUGAUAAUGUCCAACUCAGCGAUGGUUUUUAUUAUUUUUCAUAAACAUAGGUUUAUCGUUGUUAGGCGAAUAUUUCUCUUGAUGGGGCUGUUGUACAUGAUGAGGAGUAUCACAAUGUACGUGACGGUACUGCCUGUCGCCAGCAAAACGUAUUUCUGCAGUCCUAAAGCAAACAAUACGAGUCCGCUCCUCGUUAUAAAAAGGGUUUUGCAGCUCAUUUCUGGCUUCGGCUUGUCUAUAAAUGGCAAGCACACUUACUGCGGGGAUUACAUUUACAGUGGUCAUACAGUCGUGCUUGUACUUAGUUACCUGAUUAUAAAGGAGUAUUCUCCAAGAAGAUGUCAACCAAUUCAUUGGCUUGCGGGCAUUACUGUUUUUGUUGGGGUAAUUAUGGUCUUGGUGGCUCACGGACAUUAUACCGUGGACGUCCUCAUAGCAUACUACGUAACUACACGCUUAUGGUAUAUCUAUCAUACGUUAGCUAAUAAUUCGCAUCUUAAGCAAUAUGAACCAAACAACUUUUUGGCCCGACUCUGGUGGUUCCCUAUUUUUAAAUAUUUCGAGAAAAACGUGGGCGGCACGGUGCCACGACAAUAUGACUGGCCUUUACCCUGGCCUCGACGAUUCCUUGCCAAGCACCCUAAUCGGGACAGUUAAUGUCUGUCUUUGAUUUCGCGAUAGAGGCUGUCAAACAACGGAGUUACUUUGUUGUAAUUUGUAUAUAUAUAAACAUAUAUGUAUACGUAUCUAGGCUUAAAAAAAUGUGAAGAUAAAGCUUUACUAGAGAGUGGUGCGAGAGAUGUGUGUGCAAGUUCUUGUCAUUGUAGACGAGUAUAUUUGCUCUUUUGAGACUUGACGAAAACUUGCGGUGUUCACUUCCUUAAAAAAAGCAAAACUGACAGAAACAAAAAACUGUAAAACAUGAACGAUAGUGAAAACAGAUGCUUGUACCGUCAUGUUCGUUAUCGUCCAAUCGCGAAACCUAUUUUUUUUUUCUUGAUUUUGAUACGACUUAUACAUACAUUGUAAGAGGCUAGAUAAAAGAUAGAUCGAGAUAUUUAGUCUCAUGAUGAAUUCACGUAGAGGGAGGUAUUCGAGAGUUACCAACAAAUUAGUGUAUAAAAUAAAAUGCUAGAUAUCUCUAUUUUCAGAUACUCCGAAUGUGAAAUACUUAGAUGUAAAAAGAAAAAAGAAGGAAAGAAGUUACGCUACAGUAAUCCGGUCAAGCGCGGUAAAUGCGAAACUGUCUUGUUGAACGUAGCAUUAACAAGUAACAGGCGAUUUCUUUUAUAAACUCCUACUCCUUUGAACAACGACUCGCAUUGGAAAACUUGAUAAAAGAGAAAAAAAGCGUCACUUCAAUAAAAUAACAAAAAAAAGAAGGUACAAGAGAAAAACAUAUGGAAGUUUUGUUUGCCGCGAGACCUUCCUCUGGCUAAUCUAUUCGAAAUGCGUUCUAAUCUGUCGACUUCAAAAACAAACAAUUUCUUUAUGCUUACAUGCAUAGCGGUAUGCCUUAUUCCGAUGAAAGUCAACCGAAUAAAUCGCAAUUUUCGAACUCGUUAAUCGGUCAAUUGCCGUUCGUUUUCUAUAUUCUAGUUUUUCAUGUUGUAGAACUUUCCCUCGAAAUUGGAGCCCAUUUUUAAACGAGCAUUUUUAUCGUAGAAACAAUUAGUGGAUGAUUGGCAUAGUUUUAAAAUUCAACCAAUGAUCGUGCAAUUUCGUGGGACCAAGUACAGAGAGAACAGUUAGAAAAUAUAAUACUUUUCAAGGUAGCGGUAGAGAAGAUAAUUUCUUUUGUGGUGACAAUAGAAUAUGCGCAUAACCGGAACAGUAUUUAGAAUAGUUUUCGAACGUUUUUGCUCUAUUUUUUAAGCUAUGAUUUUCAGCGUCUUGAUCGACGCGUUGGCGUCGCAAUGUGUUCCCGUUCGAGAUCGGUGAAAUUUCUUGCCUACGGUCAAUAUGAUUAGAAGCCAAGUGUUAUUCUGUGUGUCAAUAAAAUUCGUGAUUUCUCGGAAUAAGGUCGUCUUUACAGUUUACAUACACCAGAUGUUGUCACGUAUACGUGAAGAUGUGGAGAUGUCGAAUCGUGCAAAGAAAGUUUGUGUUGUCGCUAAUAAAUCUCUGAAUAAUAAUAAUUGUAACAAAAUGAAGUCUAACAAAGGUGUUUUCUAAUAAUUCGUUCUUUGUAUGAUUUCAUUCUGUUCCUGUAUAUCUGGUAUCUCGUAAACUCGCAACAAUAAUUCCUCGCGAUUCUUGCUCCCUUUUAUUCAUUGGAGGAUUCUUCGGUUUUAUUGUUGUUUUCCUCCGAGAUAUAGACAGCACAAAAACGCUUUGAGAUCUCUACUGAGCCAUGUAGGGGCGUAAACGAAGAACGUUUUAACGAAUCUCAAUUAUCUGUAUAAAGGAAGAGAAAAUAAUAGCACGAUGGAAGAGUGAUAGGAAAUUAUUCUUUGUCGUGAUUGAAAGCGUCAAACUUGUGAAGUCUGCGAAUAGUUUAAGUGAUAUUGCCGGCGAUUUGUUGUCUUCUGCACACGCGAUUUAUUGUUAAUGCUCGUGCAAAGAUCUCGUUAUCCGUUGCCUGAAUUGUCAGCGUUCUAGUAACGCACGUUCGAAGUGCGUAACAUCUUUCGAAAUGGAUGCGAACAACCACAUGUAUGGCCGAUGAUCCUGUUUCUCGUUUCAUAACUCUUUUUCCGUUUCGAUGCGCGCGCGGUCGAACGAAUUUGACGGUCGACCGACGAGAAAAAGAAGAAGAACAAAAGAGAGAAAAAAGACAUUUUGCGAAAAAAGAAUAGUCAGAGUGGAAUGAAUUGAAUAGAAUCUAUUGGCCCUUAUAUAAUUAAGUCUCUUUCCGUCUGUGAUGAUAAACGAAAAAGAAGAAAAGACAUGAGUUGUCGUUGUGCUAGUUUUCGAUCGUGAAACGAGACACAUUCGUGAAACGAUACGCAUAACGUGCCCAUUGCAGCCAUUGAUAUUUCUCCUUAACCCUCUAUGGUCUGCUUUAUUUAAGUGAAAUUUAUAGAAUCUUCCGGUUCUCUAAGUCGUUUUAACGAAUCUGAUGCUUUCUAAAAUUACGAUUGAGAAAUUGAUAGUAAUGACAUACAAUGGACCGUAGGGGAUUAAAACACUCGUAUAGAUGCGAGUAUCGAAUAUACAUAUAUAUUUUAAUAAGAUUAAAUGUGGUUCGUAGGGAUACUUUUAAGUGACGCAAUAUUCUCGACGAUGUUAUUAAACUUGAAAAACAACAAGAAAAAAGAGAAAAAAAGAAAAAAAAAGACAAAACGAAUCGUUCAGGCAUACAUAUAUAUUUUUGGACGUGUGCAUAGGUAUACACGGGCCAUCGAAACGAUUUAUUACAUAGAGACCACGUAGCGUGUAAUUGUCAAGAGAAAUCUUAAACGCUGAUUAUCGUACGUGUGAACUAUGCCUAUUAUAUCUAAAUACGUUUGCAAAAUAUCUCGUCGUUGUUCUUUUUUGGGCGGACAUGCUUAAAAACUAAUACAUGUAUAGAUAAAUACUGAUAAUACAUGAACGAAACUUGCAUAGACUAAAGAUACCAUGAGUCUCUGAUAUUAUGAGGAGAAAGCGAUGUCAGUCCAAGUUAGAGCAGUAGAGUAACCGCGUCACGAUCUGCCAGAAAGAUAUUAAUAAGCGCAAUCGAAUCAGCCAAACAGAAAGAAGUAAACAAUUCAUCGAGUGUAUCACGUAUUUACGCGCGUUAUAAUGUGCUCCAUGAUGCACGUGUUCGUAGAUGCGUCUAUACGUAUGCAAACUCGGGUAAGGGGAUACAUGAUGUUACACGCACACAUGAUAAAUGGGUAAAUGUAAAAAGAAAAAGACAAAAAACGGUAUAUAUGUAUAUAUACGCUUCUUGAGUGAAUGGAAGGGAGUCAGGAUAAUUAUAGAGAAAGUCUAAAUUGUUGUAUCGAAGAAUGAUGGGAGAGAAGGGGAAGAUAGAAAGAAAGGAAAAAAAGAAUUAAAGAAAGAAAGAAAAGAAAGAAAGAAAGGGAGGAAGUAAGAAGCAGAUACGAAUAUGCACGUACGCGUGCGCGAGCGCGAGCGAGCGACAUACUAUGUAUGUGCGUUUAUAUAUGUAUAUACAUAUAUAUAUAUCUAUAUUUUUACUGUGUAGAUAUUUUUUGGUAACUUGUUACAAUAAUCCUAUUAGAUCAGUUAAGCGUAUACAUAUUAUAUAUAUAUAUGUUGUAAAUAUAAAAAAAAUUAUAGUUGAAGAGAAAGCUUCUGCCCAUGAAUCGCGAUUCGAAUAUUUCGAUCGGGAUUAAAACGAAUCAAAAUAACAAUUUUGUUCAUCGAUCUAAGAGAAACAUUUCUGAUGACGAUUAAAUUAUAGGCUUAUUCAAUGACUCGCGAAUUUAUUCGUGUUUCUUUCUCUGUCUCUCUCUCUGUGCCUGUAUACAAAAUAUCAAUACGAAUCCUAUUCUAUUCGUGAUUAAUCAACGAUUGAAGAUUAUGGCUGACAAAUAUGUACAACCUUGGUUUCCGUUGUCGAUGAUCUAUAGGUCGUAUGUAUAUAACGAAAAAAAAAUGAAUAUAUAUAUAUAUAAAUAUUAUUAUUAUCAUAAGUAUAAUGAUUAUUAUUAUCAUUAUUACUAUUAUUAAUAUUAAUUUUAUUAUUAUUACUAUUAUGUCUUCAAGAUUGUUCAAUUGUGAAGGAGAACCGAGGACAUUACGUCAUUGCAUGAGUCCAUGCAGCGUGUAACAAUAAAUAUGAAAGCAAGUUGAUCGAUUUUACUUUAUACUCUA
Messenger RNA from Bombus pyrosoma, 7019 nucleotides. Its product is annotated as phosphatidylcholine:ceramide cholinephosphotransferase 2-like. Gene Ontology annotation, biological process: sphingomyelin biosynthetic process; ceramide biosynthetic process. The coding region runs from base 1716 to 2909 and encodes 397 amino acids. The transcript is spliced from 6 exons. Gene Ontology annotation, molecular function: ceramide cholinephosphotransferase activity; sphingomyelin synthase activity. Gene Ontology annotation, cellular component: Golgi membrane; endoplasmic reticulum membrane. Lineage: Eukaryota; Metazoa; Arthropoda; Insecta; Hymenoptera; Apidae. The record is from RefSeq and is a predicted model, not a curated record.